This is a messenger RNA of Xylona heveae TC161, 1390 nucleotides long. Its product is annotated as short-chain dehydrogenase-like protein. The record is from RefSeq and is a predicted model, not a curated record. The transcript has 4 exons. Lineage: Eukaryota; Fungi; Ascomycota; Xylonomycetes; Xylonales; Xylonaceae. The coding region runs from base 287 to 1045 and encodes 252 amino acids.
CUCUGUGGCACAGUGGGCAAAAAAAAAAACCAUUGAGAAUGCUGAUCAAUUCGAAAUGUUGCAGGUCAAUGACGAAAUGCCAGAUUGCAUCUUCUAUCAAAGAUGAGACAUGAAUGGGAUAUAAAGAUGGGAUGAAAGACCCGGAAACUAUCCUCACCUCCAUCCUCAUCUUCAUACAACAACACAACAACAAAAAGUCUUAAAGACUCUACCUCUCUCUCUCAUACUUUGAGCAAAUUACCCGUCGAAUCUACGACUUCUUCAUUACAACCACACCACUAUCACAAUGGCCUCAUACCUCGUCACCGGUGCCACCCGCGGUCUUGGCCUCGAGAUGGUCACCAGCUUGGCCUCUCUGCCUGCCUCUCAGGUCAGCCUUGUCAUCGCCAGCGGCCGUUCCAAGAGCCCCGCCGUGCAGAAGCUUGUUGAGAGCUCUGGCGGCCGUGUCGUCUUUGUUACUCUCGACGUCACCAGCGAGAGCAGCGCCAAGGACGCCGCCAAGGAAGUCGAGAAGGUCCUUGGCGGUAAGGGCCUUGACGUCUUGAUCAACAACGCCGGUAUCAUGAACUACAGCCCCAAUGGCAUCAACACCAUGGACGACCUCGAGUCGAGCUUCAAGGUCAACGUUGCCAGCGCGCACAUUGCCACCAGUGCACUCCUUCCUGUCCUUGAGAAGGGCAACUUGAAGAAGGUCGUCAACGUCUCGACCAGCCUUGGAUCCAUUGCCAUGUCCAAGAACUAUGCGCUCUUCCCUGUCCCCGCCUACAAGGUCUCCAAGGCUGCUCUGAACAUGUUGACUGUUCAGUACGCUCAGGCGUAUGCCGAGAAGGGAUUCACCUUUGUCACUCUCAGCCCUGGCUGGUGCCAAACCGACUUGGGCAGCUCUGCCGCCGACUUGCCCAGCGACGUCGGCGCCAAGGCCGUCUUGGACAUUGUCUACAGCGCCACCCCCGACAAGAACGGCAAGUUCUUCAACAUCCGCGUGCCCGGAUGGGAGAAGAAGGAGGGUCUCAACCAGUACGACGGUGCUGAGCUCCCGUGGUAAACUGGUUUUUUUACAAGACUCUGUUAAAUGGCUGGCUCCAGUGCGACUCUGUGGAGGAUGAUGACCAUAUAUGAUGACGACCAUCAAAGAUAGCUGGCCUGUCUCUUUUGAUUGUAUUUAAAAAGUGAGCGAAUAGUGUACUACAAAAUGGCAUAAAACAUUGCUUUACUUUUCGGUCACCAUUUCCACGCCUGCACAGACAGACUUUUACUUUAUAACCCCUCGAAUGAACAAACAUGGACAGUACACAUAUACUUUUAUCCUACAGAAUCUAAUUUACAAAGUACCUAUACUUACGAAACACGGAUAUCCCAUGCAAGCGCCAAUCAACAGCGUAUCCCGCCC